AUGCACAAUUCCUUAUUUGGUUCUUCCCUCGGUUUGGCUUUGCCCAUACUGUACGGCUGCCUGGCCGAAGCUGUUCUUGCAAACCCCAUACCAUCACCAACGUCGCAAUCAUCAGCAAUUCCUUCUUGCACCCCUUUUCGUGGCUCGGCCAGCUCCAGGCGGCCUGAUGUUGCGUCGCUUAUCCUUAAGGUUAUUACGUACGCACCAAUUGCGCUCUACGCAGAAAACCUCCGCGUGUCGUCUGCCCUUGUACAAUCGAUCUGUAGCAAGAUUUGCACUCACUCCCCUGUGACUGGGUGUGUCAAGGAUAUCGCUACUCUCUGGAAUAUACGACAGCAAGACAUUUUCGAAUACCCUACAUUCAGCCAGUCCGGAAAACAAGUUGUCUCUCUGCGGCACGGCAACACCUUCGCAUUGGUCAACGCGGCUGUCCUCGACAAUGCGGCCCUGAUUGAACGGGGUCUCUCGCUUGAUCGCCCAAAGCCGGCUACAGAGGCUGCUCUAUCAGUGUUCAGACCUACAACGGUAAAUAUUACCUUUCUGACCCCGACGUCAAAGCCGCAACACAUAAAUCACAUCUCCAAUGUCAAAAGGUUCUGGCUUUCGUACACUAUCACACUUCUUGAAGGCCUGACCCUCCUCCUUGCUGCCGCCUUUCUAGCUUAUGAAGGGCUUUUCCUCGGGGCGGUCAUCUUGGUAUGCCCUUUCGCCAGUACGGCUCUUCUGGUAUCCCUGCAACAUUUCAGCAGGCCCAUCUUUGCCAACAAGGCCUCUAUCGAAAAAGACAACAGGAUAAAAGCAUCAGGAGGAGCGGCAGUGGACGUGCACAUCGUAGCAGCGAACUGGAACGCCUCGGAGCUCGACGUCCUCAUUGGAUACUCAUCCCAGCUCCACGCGCUGACCAACAUCCCAAUGCGAACAAACAAUCCACGCUUGAUGCUCUGGAUGGCGCGCAUUUUGACCGUCGUUCUAGUGACUCAGGCUUCCCUACUAGCUGCUUCAGCUGCCGGGACUCGAGACACCGGCAGUGGCAGCGGCAGCGACCAAACCAACGCCGAAGCAUGGGGCACCUUGUGCUGGCUCGUCUGUUACCUCCUCAUGCUUAUCCCACUUCGCAUCUUCAAGUCGCACUUGGAAGACUCGCUACUUGACACUCAGCCAUUUGUCGCGAGGCGAUUAUCCUCGCUAGUCUUUAGUGGGAGAAAGGAUGCCCUCUGUUUUAUUGCCGGCCUUCCGGUUUCGCUUCGAGAGACCGUUGGUCGCUGGGACUGGGUGGACGCGUUCAUGCCGCCUAACGCACGGCGGAGAGAGUGGGAGGCAGUGACGGAUCGUGUUCAUGCGCGGAUCAAGGUGGCGGCAGUGACUACCUCCGAAGCAGAUGGGACCAUGCUAUCUGAUAAUACGCCCCCUAAUAAUAAAGUCAGCGAGUGGGAAGAGAAACUCUAUCUGAGUGUUCAGGCGGCCCUGGAAGGACCAUUCAAGGAUGCUUUGGGGGAUUUUAUGAGGCAGACGGGGCUAACUCCAGCACCUUGA
Aspergillus puulaauensis is the source of this 1533-nucleotide messenger RNA. RefSeq lists its product as uncharacterized. The record is from RefSeq and is a predicted model, not a curated record. Lineage: Eukaryota; Fungi; Ascomycota; Eurotiomycetes; Eurotiales; Aspergillaceae. Bases 1 to 1533 code for a protein of 510 amino acids. The transcript has a single exon.